Molecule: messenger RNA, 1412 nt
Organism: Megalops cyprinoides (Indo-Pacific tarpon)
Lineage: Eukaryota; Metazoa; Chordata; Actinopteri; Elopiformes; Megalopidae
Product: 1-acyl-sn-glycerol-3-phosphate acyltransferase alpha-like
Exons: 6
Coding region: 284-1093 (269 amino acids)
Biological process (GO): phosphatidic acid biosynthetic process
Cellular component (GO): endoplasmic reticulum; membrane
Molecular function (GO): 1-acylglycerol-3-phosphate O-acyltransferase activity
Source: RefSeq, a predicted model, not a curated record
AGAACGAGCGGCGUCGUGCAUUUCACUUCCCUCUUUCCACUGCAUGUAUGGAUAUUAAGCUGGAAGGACACAGACUCUCAAGUGCCAGAUUUUGGAACCCACGGAAUAGCAAAACACGUAAACGCUUUUAAUCCAUUACCUGAAACAAAUACCAGUUUGAUCAGCUGUUUCCAACAUAACAAACGAAUGCUGAAUUGUGCAACAUAAAAGUUGUUCAGGUGUUUUCAUAUACCGGGAAGUUGUAGUGCAGGUAGCCUAACCUCACUGGAACAGAACUAUCGCGAUGGAUGCGCUCUGGCUGCUGCCGUCCCUGAUCGUGGUGCUUCUGUGGUCCAGCAGCACGUUUGUGUUUUAUUUUAAAACCUGUUUCUACGCCGCCUGGAUGAUGACUUUAGCUGUCAUUGCAAUCCCAAUAUGUAUCAUGAGAAGCGGAGGCAGGAGCAUUGAAAACAUGAGGGUGAUCCACUUCCUGCUUCAGCAUGUGAAGUACUUCCUGGGUCUGCGCUACGAAGUGAGCGGCUGGGACAACCUGCAGGAGGAGGGAUCGUAUGUCAUCAUUUCCAACCACCAGAGCUCCCUAGAUGUCCUAGGUCAGAUGGAGGUUCUCCCUGACCGCUGCACCUCAGUGGCUAAGAGGGAGCUGCUGUACGCGGGCACUGUGGGCGUGGCCACCUGGCUGGCCGGAGUCUUCUUCAUCAACCGCAGGAAGACUGACGACGCCAAGAGUGUGAUGGCUGAGGCUGCCAGGACCAUGCAGAGGGAGGAGAUCCGUUUGUGGAUUUUCCCUGAAGGCACCCGGAACCAUACAGGCGAUCUGCUGCCAUUUAAGAAGGGUGCAUUCCACCUGGCAGUGCAGGCCCAGGUACCCAUCAUUCCAAUAGUGUUCUCUUCCUACAGUAGCUUCUACAUCCCCAAAGCAAAGCAGUUUAAAUCAGGUACCAUCAAACUGAAGAUCCUCCCAAAGAUACAGACGAAGGGCAUGACAUCAAACGAUGUGUCAGCGCUGGCCCAGAAAUGCUAUGACAUCAUGCACUCUGUGUUCCUGGAGAUCUCUGGAGCAGCCAAUCACAGCAAUGGGCCAUUGAGUGAUUGAGGUGUAUCCAUCAGCCAAACCAGACAGAAUUCCUUACCUGGGACCCACUUUGGCCCACUUUGGUCUGCAUUGGCCUGCAUUGGCCAGGAUCAGCCCAGUUAAGCUGUGUUAGACCUGAUGGUGACCUUUAAGAGGUCACAUCCUGGCUGUGGGGUGCUCUUUUCCUUCUUUUACUGAAGGUCUUUUGUGUCCAUAUGGCUUGGAGCCAGGCACUGUAGCUGCAUGUGUAUGGUGGUGUUAUGACUCAUCAGUGUUAUUAAAUUAUGAAUGCAAGUAUGAGAACAGCAAUCAGAACAUAUUUGUCUGAGAUUUAUCUCCG